Molecule: messenger RNA, 4876 nt
Organism: Echinops telfairi (small Madagascar hedgehog)
Lineage: Eukaryota; Metazoa; Chordata; Mammalia; Afrosoricida; Tenrecidae
Gene: DENND1A
Product: DENN domain containing 1A
Exons: 24
Coding region: 42-3236 (1064 amino acids)
Biological process (GO): endocytosis; endocytic recycling
Cellular component (GO): clathrin-coated vesicle; cytosol
Molecular function (GO): phosphatidylinositol phosphate binding; guanyl-nucleotide exchange factor activity
Source: RefSeq, a predicted model, not a curated record
GGCGAGCGAGGCCCGCGGGCCCAUGAGGAGGCCCGGGGAUCAUGGGCUCCAGGAUCAAGCAACAUCCGGAGACCACAUUUGAAGUAUAUGUUGAAGUGGCCUAUUCUGGGAGAGGUGGCAAGCUUUCAGAUCCUGAGGUGCAGAGGCAAUUCCCGGAGGACUACAGUGACCAGGAAGUUCUACAGACUUUGACCAAGUUUUGUUUCCCCUUCUGUGUGGACAGCCUCACAGUUAGCCAAGUUGGCCAGAACUUCACGUUUGUCCUCACUGACAUUGACAGCAAGCAGAGGUUCGGGUUCUGCCGCUUAUCUUCAGGAGCAAAGAGCUGCUUCUGUAUCUUAAGCUAUCUCCCCUGGUUCGAGGUCUUUUAUAAGAUCCUCAACAUCUUGGCAGAUUACACGGCAAAAGGACAGGAGAGCCAGUGGAAUGAGCUGCUUGAAACUCUGCACAAACUUCCCAUUCCUGACCCUGGAGUGUCUGUUCAUCUCAGCGUGCAUUCUUAUUUUACUGUGCCUGAUACCAGAGACCUUCCUAGUAUACCUGAGAAUAGAAAUCUGACAGAAUAUUUUGUGGCUGUGGAUGUAAACAACAUGCUGCAUCUGUACGCCAGCAUGCUCUGUGAACGCCGGAUCCUCAUCAUUUGCAGCAAGCUCAGCACUCUGACUGCCUGCAUCCACGGGUCUGCCGCGAUGCUCUACCCUAUGUACUGGCAGCACGUGUACAUCCCUGUCCUGCCUCCACACCUGCUGGACUACUGCUGUGCUCCCAUGCCCUACCUCAUAGGAAUCCAUUUAAGUUUAAUGGAGAGAGUCAGACAUAUGGCCCUGGAUGACGUUGUGAUCCUGAAUGUGGACACCAACACCCUGGAGACCCCCUUCGAUGACCUCCAGAGUCUCCCGAAUGAUGUGAUUUCCUCACUGAAGAGCAGGCUCAAGAAGGUCUCCACAACCACCGGAGAUGGUGUGGCCAGAGCCUUCCUCAAGGCCCAGGCGGCUUUCUUCGGUUGCUACCGAAAUGCUCUGAAAAUCGAGCCGGAGGAGCCCAUCACCUUCUCUGAGGAAGCCUUCGUGUCCCAGUACCGCUCCGGAGCCAUGAGACAGUUCCUGCAGAACGCCACGCAGUUACAGCUCUUCAAGCAGUUUAUUGAUGGCCGAUUAGACCUGCUCAAUUCUGGUGAAGGUUUCAGUGAUGUUUUUGAGGAAGAGAUCAACAUGGGCGAGUAUGCUGGUAGUGACAAACUGUACCACCAAUGGCUCGCCACAGUCCGGAAAGGAAGUGGAGCUAUUCUGAAUACCGUAAAAACGAAAGCAAACCCAGCCAUGAAGACUGUCUAUAAGUUUGCAAAAGACCAUGCAAAAAUGGGAAUAAAAGAGGUGAAAAACCGCUUGAAGCAAAAGGACAUCACCGAGAACGGCUGUGCCCCCACCACAGAAGAGCAGUUACCAAAGACAGCACUGUCCCCACUGGCGGAGGCCAAGGACCCCAAGCUCCGAGAAGACCGGAGGCCUAUCACCGUCCAUUUUGGACAGCCACACAGACUGCUUCCCACCCGACCACCGCCUCCCAAGAUACAGCGCUCGUCAAGGCCCGUCCGCCCUCCCCGCCCGCAUGUCGUUAGGAGACCAAAGAGCAACAUCACAGUGGAAGGCCGGAGGACGUCUGUCCCAAGCCCUGAGCACCUGGUAAAGCCCUUGCGACACUACGCGGUCUUCCUCUCCGAAGAGUCCUCUGAUGAGGAAUGCCAGCGGCAGGGCCCCAGCUCUGGCUUCACCGACAGCUUGUUCUUCUCUGCUCCCUUUGAAUGGCCCCAGCCCUAUCGGACACUCAAGGAGUCAGACAGCGCAGAAGGUGACGAGGUGGAGAGUCCAGAGCAACGAGCGAGGGCUCCCCGGGGCCCAGUGCCAGGCCCAGCACCCCCUGACCGGGCUGCCAGCAUUGACCUCCUGGAGGACAUCUUCAGCAGCCUGGAGAUGGAGGCCCCCCUGCAGCCUCUGGGCCAGGCCAAGAGCUUGGAGGACCUUCGGAUGCCAAAAGACCUGCAGGAGCAGCCGGGGACCUUUGAUUACCAGAGGCUGGGGCUGGGCCGAAGCGAGAGAAGCCGGGGCAUGCCCGUGGCCCUGAGGCUGGCCCACCCGUACAACAAGCUCUGGAGUCUGGGCCAGGAUGACAUGGCCAUCCCCAGCAAGCCCCCUGCCGCCGCCUCCGAGAAGCCCUCGCCACCGCUCGGAAACUCCCUGGCACUGCCCCGCCGGCCCCAGAAUCCGGACAGCGUCCUGAACCCCAGGAACAAGGAGGAGAUCCCCACGCCCCCUCGAGGCAGCAUCACCAUCCCUCGGCCCCAGGGCAGGAAGACCCCAGAGCUGGGCAUUGUGCCACCACCACCCAUCACGCGCCCUGCCAAGCUGCAGGCUGCCGGCACCUCCGAGUGGUUGCAGGCUGAGCGGGAAAGGCGAGCUACCCCGAGCCCAGCCCCAUUCCCGGGCCUCCUCCCUGGCACUGUGCCCCACAGCAACCCCGAACUGCUCCAGCCUCUCAGCCUAGCCCCGGGGACCCCCAGCCCAGGUAGUGAUGCCCUGCUGGCCCUGCUGGACCCACUUCACACAGCCUGGCCUGGCAGCAGCCUCCCUCUGGGCCCUCCCGCCCCAAGUGUAGCCACCCCUUUCACCCCCCAGUUCAGUUUACCCUCUGCCAGGACCCCUACACCAUUCCCGCAGCAAACACUCAACCCAUUCGUCCCUCCUGUGCCAACCUCACUGCCCACUGUGCCCCUGGUCGCCACACCCCCCGGGCCUUUUGGGGCUCCUCCAGCCUCCCUAGGGCCCAGCCUCCUGCUGUCCAAUUCCAGCUUCUGCGUGCCACAGAGAGCUCAGCCCCACCUGGGCGCCCUCUCCAUGCCCAACCUCUUUGGCCAGAUGCCCAUGGGCACCCACACCAGCCCCCUGCAGCCACUGGGCCCCCCGGCCAUCACCCCUUCGAGAAUCCGAACAUUGCCCCUGGCUCGCUCAAGCGCCCGGGCAGCUGAGGCCAAGCAGGGGCUGAGGCUGAGGCCCGGAGACCCCCCACUCCUUCCUCCCAGGCCCCCCCAGGGCCCGGAGCCAGCACUGCAGCCUUCUGCUCCUCGGGAGGCCAGAGACCCCUUUGAGGAUUUGUUACAGAAAACCAAACAAGAAGUGAGCCCGGCCCCCGCGCCGGGCUCGGUGGAGCAGCUCCGUAAGCAGUGGGAAACAUUCGAGUGAGUGGGGAGCCCUGGGCCUGCCUCCAUGGUACCGUGUUAGUCGGCCCUCUGCCUCCCCUGCCUCCACUUUCUGCCCAGGUUCUGCUGGUGGGAAGGGAUGGGGCCCGCCUCUGCCUGCCUUCCUGCCCUUCUACAGCACGCAUCUCUGAGAUCCAGCCAAGGGCGGAUGGCGCUGGCCCAGGCCUGGGAGUCUACCCCGUUCCUAGCUGUCCAUCUGACCAACCAGCUCCCCUUCUCAGCAGUCCAGGCUGGCUUUGCAUAAAAGAGGUUAGCCGGGCCCAUGAUUGCCCUAGAGUGGGUUCUGCCCACCUUCUCUCUGGAGACCUCCCCCAAGGAACUGCAGGGCCCCUCAGGGCCUCUCCACUCCCCACCACCACCCCGUGUCCGCUCUCCCAACCAACUGGCACAAGGUCAGCAUCACCCUCAGUGUCUGUAGUGGACACAGGUGGCCUGUGGGGUUGAAGUGACUCUCCCAGCCCUCUCUAGUCUACCUGAUGGGGCAUUCCCAACCCCGUCUAGCAAUACACGUGCCCGUCCUUUUGUGAAUCACCACUCCCAACCCCAAACUCAAGUUGUUGGGGCACGGUAGGGACUAGGGAACUGAGGGAUCCUCGGGGUCUCUGGUGAUAGCCAAACAUCCCCAACCAGCCUGGUAUGCGGGCUGGGAAGCACCAGCAAGUCUGAUUUUUAGGAAUGAAAAUGAAAGCUUCUCAAUCAGUGUGAGGCAGAGGUGCGGCCGGUUCUCCGGUUCUCCUGCUGCAGUCGGAGCUGGGCUCAGCCGUGUGGCUCUGACUCUGUGGUGGAGCCGGGAAGCGAUUCUGGCUCAAAGGCCACAAGUGAUGCCAUGGGCAGAUGCCAGGGUCACAGCUGCUAGGGCUCCUGGGUUGGCAGCGGGCAGUAGCCCUGAGUGCCUCUGCAGGUCCCAGGGGAGUGGACAGACGCCUGGAGGCAGGAGGAGGCCCAGAAGCCACCCGCCCCUGCCUCUCAGUUCCUGCCAGCACAGAAAAUUCCUGAGGCCAACGUCACUAAAGUUCAACGGAAAUGCUUUGUUGUGGCUUCUUUUAGCUUUCUUUUCUUUUCUACCUUAUUGAAUUGAUGAAUCUUGAAACGGACUGACUCCACGAACCAAGUUAAAAUAGGACCCAACCAUGUGAGAAAACAACCCUCUGAGACCCGCAGGAAAUUGGGAGCAUUUUGACCUGAUUUCUCAUUUCCUGCUUGUGGACAGUCAGACACUGUCUACGCAUGGGUGUCUGGUGGGUGUGGGGUGGGGGAUCCCUGGAGACCCUACUCCCCAGGGAGCACCAGGCUGGGGCCGAGGGUGCUUCACAUGGCUCUGUGAGGACCGAGGGGCUGGCCCCAAAGUGGGCUCCAAUGUGGGGUUCUCGAGCUGCUGGCCUGGCACACAGGCCCUUCCCCAGUCAAUCAUGACCCCCAUGGGCAAAUCUCCUCGAAUCUUGGGGGGCAGUGUUCUCUGGCUGCAGUGGGGACCCACCCAGCAAGCAGAGGUGAACGGGGAGCCUGGUGUGCACACCCGACGUUCCCUUGGGCACUCUCUGUUGUCUCUUCACUUGCUGGAUUGAUUUUGCAAAUCAAGAAUGAAUUUUGUGUGUGCAUUCAAUAAAACCUCCUUGGGAAGAA